Molecule: messenger RNA, 357 nt
Organism: Monoraphidium neglectum
Lineage: Eukaryota; Viridiplantae; Chlorophyta; Chlorophyceae; Sphaeropleales; Selenastraceae
Exons: 3
Coding region: 1-357 (118 amino acids)
Source: RefSeq, a predicted model, not a curated record
AUGGGGGAGCAGAAUGACCUCGAGCGUGGGGGCGUCAAGUCAUUCAUCUACAAGGAGGGGCGACCCAAGCGGAACAGCAACUUCCUGGCGUUCCUGUUUGUCGUGGGCGUCGCUGGCGUCGUCGCCUUUGCCGUCCUGGCGGUGACCACUCAGAACUCGAAAAACUCGUGCCCCUGCGCCAACCCCUACAAGCAGCUCGGAUAUGACCGCCUUUACGACAUCACGGAGUGCCACAAGGACAACUCUUUCAUGGAGUGCUUCAACCGCAAAACCAACCAGUGGAUCCGAUACACGGGGCUCGCCGGCGGCUGCGGCGCGCUGAUCGUGCUGUCCCUCGCCGCGCUGCGCUAUUCCUGA